AGUAAUUUUGCAGUGUAACUGCAGUAAGAGUGCAGUACACUGCAUUUAUUCUGCAAUUACUGCGUCCAAAAUACCACAGUCAACUGCAGUUACAGCACUUUUACUGCAGUUUCAAAACUGUAAUCUUUUUUUGUAAGGGUAGAGAACUCUGCAGCCAUUGCUUCACCUGACUCCCCUUUUCUCAUUAAGACAUGUCCAUGCUCCUUUAACUUUUCCCUACGUCUCCUCUUACUCUCAUAACACAGGUGCUCACAUCUAUGAAACGUUGCAAACGCACCACCUAGGACAUUUGCCUUUUCUUUGCUUGAUACAGUUGUGACGUUUCCUUCUACCAACACUGGAAUUCCAGCAGUUUUACUCUGCUUCGCCUCUUCGCAGUAAACUGUCCCAAAGCUCAACAGAGAUCGACUAUCUCUGCUAUCGAUUGCUUUUUCUCUGCUGUGUGGCAGGCUGUUGUAGUCGAUUCAUAGCUAUCAAAUGUGGUGGGUAAAUGAAGAUGUCACACUCAGGCCGUUUACCAUUGGAAAAAAUGGUCACAGUUCCGCUCUGCUUAAGGGGUGUUUCUCUCAUAGGCACCAAUGCAUUAACAGCUGGGUCUGGUCCGCGUAGCCUUAGUUCAUUGAUUGUAUAUGAACCAGAAAAAAAGAGCGAGUGAGAUGUCUCGCUUCCUGUUCCGUCUCUGAUAUCUAUGAUCCGUAUCCGAUUUCGGAUUUCCUGGUAUGAUUAGGGCUUGGGAACGAACCAAAUUAAUUCAAUUUAGCUAGUCUUUUCUGAAACGUAACUGUUUCGUAUGAUUUUGACAUUUAGAGUAAGGUGUAACUCAAGUAUUUCGACUCAGUAAACGUACAAAGAGAGGCAGAAACAAACAAAGGCAAAGCGCUGUUUUUAUUUGUGAAGGGAAGCGGCUAGGUUAGCCAGCUAGCUUUAGCCUUUAGCCUGCACUGUUGAAAUGUCUGUCUCUGCCGGUGUCUCCCCGUCAGCCCAGGGCACGGCCCUGGUCAGUCCAGGCACGGGGAUGUCCAUGUUUCGGUGGCUUGAGGUUCUGGAGAAGGAGUUUGACAAGGCGUUUGUUGACGUUGAUUUACUACUGGGAGAAAUCGAUCCAGAUCAAGCUGACAUCACCUACGAGGGUCGUCAAAAGAUGACAAGUCUCAGCUCCUGUUUUGCUCAGCUUUGCCACAAAGCCCAGACGAUUUUUCAACUUAAUCACAAAGUCGAGGCUCAGCUGGUGGGCCUGCGUUCGGAGCUGACUGACGUGCAGGCGGAGAAGGAGGUGGUGGAGAGGGAGGUCCACGACCAGCUCCUCCAGCUCCACGCCAUGCAGCUGCAGCUUCAUACCAAGGCGGGACAGACUGUGGACUCAGACUCCAUCAAAGACAGGAUGCCUGUUCCCUCACUGGAGGAGAUGGAGAGGGAGCUGCAGGCCAACAAGAAGGAGAAGGUGAAGGAAGUGAAGUUGGAGGCAGAGGUCAAGCUGCAUAAGAAGGAGAAUGAGGCCCUCCGCAAGCACAUCGCUGUACUGCAGGCUGAGGUCUACGGGGCCAGACUGGCAGCCAAGUACCUGGACAAAGAGCUGGCUGGAAGAGUACAGCAGAUCCAGUUACUGGGUCGGGACAUGAAGGGGCCCGCUCAUGACAAACUAUGGAACCAGCUGGAGGCUGAGAUCCACCUCCACCGCCACAAGACAGUCAUCCGAGCCUGCAGGGGGCGCAACGACCCCAAGAAACCCCUACCGUCUCCAGUGGGGCAUGAAACAAAUCUACUGAAGAAGACCCAAGGAGUUGGUCCUAUUCGUAAAGUAGUGCUGGCCAAAGAAGAUCACGAGGGACUUGGAAUUUCAAUCACGGGUGGUAAGGAACACGGGGUGCCCAUCCUGAUCUCAGAGAUCCAUCCUACCCAGCCUGCGGAGCGCUGUGGGGGGCUCCAUGUGGGUGAUGCCAUCCUGGCUGUCAACAGCAUCAACCUGAGGGACGCCAAACACAAGGAAGCCGUCACCAUCCUCUCACAACAGAGGGGAGAGAUAGAGUUUGAGGUGGUGUACGUGGCCCCGGAGGUGGACUCUGACGAUGAGAACGUGGAGUAUGAGGAUGACAGCGGCCAUCGCUACCGCCUCUACUUGGAUGAGCUGGAGGAGGGGUCAGCCGCCAGCAGGAACAACGGCACAGCAGACUCAGCAUCGCUACGAGCUCUGGAGAAGAUGUCAGUGAGUGACAGCCUGGAGAACGGAGACACAGGGAUCUCCAGUGAGACGCCAUCAGAGGAGACCCUGUCUAAGGCUGCUGAGUCCGGAGAGAGCUCCUCAUAGAGGGGUGGGGAGGA
Molecule: messenger RNA, 2319 nt
Organism: Coregonus clupeaformis (lake whitefish)
Lineage: Eukaryota; Metazoa; Chordata; Actinopteri; Salmoniformes; Salmonidae
Gene: gopc
Product: golgi-associated PDZ and coiled-coil motif containing
Exons: 9
Coding region: 950-2305 (451 amino acids)
Biological process (GO): negative regulation of protein localization to cell surface
Cellular component (GO): membrane; trans-Golgi network transport vesicle; Golgi apparatus
Molecular function (GO): transmembrane transporter binding
Source: RefSeq, a predicted model, not a curated record